GCCGCAUCUCAAACACGACUGCCAGCGUCGACAUCUCCUGGGCAUCUGCUACGACUACUGUCUGCAUCUUCGCACGCUCAUUGAACGCUGCAGCUGGGCGAGUGCGGUGCAUGGCCUGCUGCAACCUGUACAUUGAUUGAAUCGAAUCGACAGGGAAGCACACUGCUACCAUCCCGCCCUGCACCCACACUUCUGUUCGCACCAAGUCGCAACGCAACCUUCUCUCCGCUGCACACGCUCACCAACGCACACACGACCUCCCGCGCACCCUCCCCCUCCCUCACUCCCGCCAUCGUUCACGCAUUCGGGGGCGUACGGCGUACGGCGUUGUGUGCGGCCUGGUAGUGCCCACCGAAACGCUGUUGCUGGGAGCUGCUGCUGCUGCUUCGACUCCGCGCUCUAGCCUGCCUGCCUGGCACCACCCUACUCCGAUUCCUCGCACCAACGACUCGCCCGCCCACGCAUCGCGCCGCUCCUGUCCUCCACCACUAGAGGCGCCGCCAUGUCGGCUGCCUUCGCCAACGGCGGCGAUGCCGUCAAGUCCGCUGCCGCCCACUCGUCUAGCGGCUCGAAGCAGCUCAAGAGCAAUGUCAGCGGCAAGACGCUGGACACCACCCGCAAGCAAGCUGGAAGUCCCAUUGACGGGCCAACAAAGAAGAAAGCAUGGGACAACACGAACGCCUCCAUCAGAAAUGCAAACGGCAGCGCGAAACCCCCGUCUCCAGCACCAUCGCAAAUGCAGAAUAAGCAGCUGCACGACCGGACUGUCUUUCUAUACUCUCAAUUGAUCGGUCAAGAUGUGACAGUGUCCCUCACAUCCGGCGAGCAAUUCACUGGGGUGUAUAGCGGGACCUCGGACGGUUAUGAGCAUCACAUUAUCAAAAUGACCAAACAGACAAGGCAUGCAGGCCAGUCGCAGGUCAAUGGCAACUCAGCAUCUGACUUUACGGGAACUGGUUCCGACCACGAGCUGACCGUCCAUAUCGAUGAUGUUGCUGACAUUGCUGUGCCGAAUGUGAAGCUCGCUGCGGCUGUCACCACUCAGCAGAAUGGCUCAGCAGGAUUUCGCACAGACACCCAGAUCUCGGGGCAGGACUCACACUUGUUCCGUGAGCGUGAGCUGCAGCCCUGGCAAGCUGACCCGAGCACGGAUGUGGAUCUGUCGCUGGAAGUGACCAGCGGUGGGGAAUGGGACCAAUUUGCAGCCAACAAGAGAUUGUACGGCGUAGAUACCGACUACAACGAGGAGAUGUACACCACCUCCAUCGACCGCAGCAACCCAGAAUAUCGAAGGCGAGAAUUGGAGGCUGAGCGCAUAGCCGCGGAGAUUGAAAGAUCGGCGCCAGCCAAUGCACAUAUUGCUGAAGAACGGAGAAGAGACGCACAAUGCGAUGAUGCUGGGGGUGAUGAGGAAGACAAAUACUCGGGCGUCAGGAGAGAUGGGAGUGCCCUGCCCAAGCGCACUGCUGGUGCGUACGUGCCUCCCUCACAGAGACCUAUCACUGGAGCGCCCACUGUGCCUGGAGCGCCAUUCGAUCCGGCCAUCAUCUCAAGCGAGAUCAAGAUUAAAACACCCACACCAGCAAUCGUGGCACCACCAGCCGAUCCGACUCAGCCGGCGAGCAAACCUGCUGCGCCAGAACCUCAAGCACCUGCGGCAGUGCCGGUCGGUGCCGUGAACCACGGACCAGAGUAUCAUGUCUCGGCAGCACGGGACGCGUUCAAGCACUUCGCCAACACCGAAAAGCUUCGCAUCAAGCAGGCGCAGGAGGCCAAGCGCAAUAAUGUUCGACAGGAGAAGAACGUGAAGCUGAAUGAUCUGAAGAAGUUUGCCGCCAACUUCAAGCUGAACAGCAGAGUACCCGAUGAUCUUGUGCCCAUCCUAGCCAAGGAUCCAGGCAAGCAGGUUGAGAUCCAGACGAAGGCCGAGCAAGCUGCCAAGGAGGCCGAAUUGAGAUCCAAAGAAAGGUCCGCUAGCAAAGCAUCGAGUGCGGCCUCACCAGCCGCAUCUUCAAAUUUAACACAAGCGGCUCUCGCUUCGACGACUUUACCAUCAUCAUCAAAUCAGCCAAAUCGCAAGGGCGUGCCCCAACUACACACUGGAGUGCAGCCUGGACAGAAUCAAUCGCCCCGUGGUCAAUUGAACGCUCAGUUCCCAUCUCGGCAGCAGAUCCGCGGUCAGCCCCCAGCACCGAACCUUCGCAUGCCCAGCGGAUCACAAGGCGCGUCGUCCGAGAUGCCACUCAGUCCAGCCUCAGCUACAAGCUCGCGAGCACUGAACGUGAAGGCACAAGAGUUCGUUUACAGGCCAGGUGCGCAGUCGUUCGCGCCAAAUGCAUCUCCAAGCCCUGCCCACACCACCAGUGGUGUGGGACCCUCGCCGAGCACACCGAACCAGCCAAUCCCCUCAUUUUUUGACUCGAAAAAGACUAAGGAUACCAUUCCACUGUCGGAGUGCUUUGACGCUAUCACAUUCCUUGCUGGAGCGGACUACACUGAAGAGCAGAAGAAGAAGUAUGCUCCUAAUGGAGGUGUUCCAUACAGUUAUAACACACCCGUAACCUGGAGCACUACCAAGGAGAACGAAGCGAAGUCCAUCGACGAGUUGUACCAGAAGUUGUACCCUCCAUCACGAACUGCAAGUCAAGGGCCUUCACCGAUGCAGACUCCUCUGCCUGGACAGAUGCCUCAGCAGCUGCCUCCACAUGGUAUGCCCGUGCAAGUGAUGCCGGUGCCCAACCAGCGCCAGCCCUACUACGGCCCUCAGUCUGGACACAUGCCCGGAUACCCGGGCCCUAACAUGCCUGCACAUUUCCAGCAACAGCAUAGCGUUCAGAAUUCGCCUCGUGUGCAACCUAUGGGACCUUUCAAUGGACAGGUUCCGAUGCAGCCAUUUCAAGGCCAAGGCAUUCCGGGCUACGGAGCGAGCCCUUCGAUGGGCCACCGCCAGCCCAUGCCACCAGGAGGAAUGAUGCCAUAUCAGCCAGGACAGAUGAUCCCACAACCGCGCCCUGGCUAUCCUGGCCAUGGCUUCCCACCGCAGCAAAUGGGCGGACACAUGAUGAUGCCCAACCCAUCCGCUGGUGGAUACAGUGGUCCAGUGCCGGGCUUCUCGCCCAUGCCACACCAAGCACAACCACAUAUGCCAUAUCCUCAGCACGGCCCUGGCGGGUUCAUGGCGGGUAGCCCCAGACCGCACCCGAUGUCGCAGCAGGGAUCGCAACAGGGGUAUCAGCCUCACCCUCCGCCUGGUGGUCAACAUCCAAUGCAUUUCCAACGCACCAUGUCUGGCGGCUACCAUCAGAUGACGCCUCGCCAGCAAGCAGCCAUGCCUCACCAUGGCAGUCCGGGCAUGGGACCUGCUCAGGGCGACGAAGUGAAAUGAGAAGCUACCUCGGCAUCGCGCACCAUUCUUAAUACCUUUGGAGGCUCUUCUAUUCGUUUGCCAUUUCGAGACCCUCGAUUAGGUCUCGUAUGCUGCGAAGCCAACGAUGUCAUCCAUCAGGCUUCGUCUAUAUUGUAUGGCGACACUGCCCCGCGGUUCAAGACACAUCACUUGGAUAGCGCGAACGUUCCACUACUCGUCCAAUGCUUGCGAGGCUCAACAUCCCCUCUGGGCAGAACCUGAGCGCCUUGCCGACGUUAUUCUGACUGUGCUGCAUUUGGCGCGCACUCAGAAGAUGAAGCAAAGCAUUUGUAGGGCUCUCCAGGCCACACCCACCCGCGGUUUAGUCGAGCAUACUCCGGCCGCUGGAGUCGAAGCAACGCACAGUCGUGGAAAAAUUGUUGGUCACUGGACAAGUAUCAAAAGAGCACGAUCCCUGCCUCAGUGCAUGCUCUGCUGGCUCGGCCAGAAUGUGAUGGGGAAGAGAGCAAAGACCUUGGGCAUGUGAGAGGAAGACUAUGGCCACAGAGGUAAGGCUUGUGUGAAGAAAGUCUCUGUUCUGAUCAUCACGGCGAGAUGUAUGUGCAAAGAGUGAGGUAGAAAGUGGACGUUUAAGACAUUUGAAAAAUCACCUCAUGUU
Messenger RNA from Cercospora beticola, 4025 nucleotides. It is a transcript of the gene PBP1, whose product is annotated as Pbp1p. Gene Ontology annotation, biological process: cytoplasmic stress granule assembly. NCBI's taxonomy places the organism in Eukaryota, Fungi, Ascomycota, Dothideomycetes, Mycosphaerellales, Mycosphaerellaceae. Gene Ontology annotation, cellular component: cytoplasmic stress granule. Gene Ontology annotation, molecular function: mRNA binding. The record is from RefSeq and is a predicted model, not a curated record.